AUGCCGCCCGGCGAGCUGGCCCACAAGCGCCCCGGCUCCGUGUCCUCCUCGUCGUCCUCGUCGGGCGGCGGCGGCGGCGCGGCGGGCGAGCACGAGGGCGCCAAGGAGAAGCGCGGCUCGGCCGAGAGCCUGCCGGCGGCGGCGGAGCUGGGCGCCGAGGGCAAGGGCCGCGCGGGCGAGCAGGAGUGGCUGGCCAAGCCCAAGACGGUGCGGGACACGCUGCUUGCGCUGCACCAGCACGGCGCCCACACCGUGCCCCCCUUCGACAGCAAGUUCAAGAAGGAGCCGGGCAUGGCCGGCGGACGCCUGCUGGGCUACGAGAGCAACGGCGCCGUGGCCAAGCCAGGGGCGCGGGCAGCGCGGAAAAGGAAGCCCUCGCCCGAGCCGGAGGGUGAAGCGGGACCCCCCAAGAUCAAUGGAGAGGCGCAGCCAUGGCUGCCCACAUCGUCGGACGGCAUGAAGAUGCCCAUGACGGCCAGCUCCUUCAUGUCCCCCCCACCGCCCACCGCCUCGCCUCACUCCAACCGGACCACGCCGCCCGAGGCGGCCCAGAACGGCCAGUCCCCCAUGGCCGCGCUCAUUCUAGUCGCGGACAAUGCUGGCGGCAACCACGCCUCCAAAGAUGCCAACCAAGUCCACUCCACCACGCGGAGGAACAGCAGCAGCCCCCCCUCGCCCUCCGCCAUGAACCAAAGGAGGCUGGGCCCCGGCAGGGAGGUGGCGGGCCAGGGGGCCAACACGGCGGGUGGCCUGGAGCCCGUGCACCCCGCCAGCCUGCCGGACUCGUCGCUUGCCGCCAGCGUGCCCUUGUGUUGCACCCUGUGCCACGAGCGCCUGGAAGACACCCACUUUGUGCAGUGCCCCUCGGUCCCCUCUCACAAGUUCUGCUUCCCCUGCUCCAGACAAAGUAUCAAACAGCAGGGCGCCAGCGGGGAGGUGUAUUGCCCCAGCGGCGAGAAGUGCCCCCUGGUUGGCUCCAACGUGCCCUGGGCCUUCAUGCAGGGGGAGAUCGCCACCAUCCUCGCCGGAGACGUGAAAGUGAAAAAGGAGAGGGACUCGUGACUCUGCCCCUUGCACGACCCGACGUCACCUUUAACUCAAACUGCUUGAAUUGUGUAUAUAUCUAUAAAUAUAUAUAUAUAAAUAUAUAUAUAUCUCCAAGACAAGGGAAAUGUAGACUUCAUAAACAUGGCUGUAUAAUUUUGAUUUUUUUGAAUACAUUGUGUUUCUAUAUUUUUUGAAGACAAAAGGUAUGUACUUAUUAUAAAGGCAUUUCUUCUAAUUCUUCUCUUUUUUUUUUUCCCUUUUGUUAUAGCAACUGUUUGUUGUGCUUCCCUGGUGACAGUUACUGUUCAAUGUAGGCUGUGACUUGCGCUGCUUUUUUUAGAGAGCACUUGGCAAACCAGAAAUGCUUCUAGCUGUAUUUGUAUGCACUUGUUUCUUUUGUUCCUUUUUCCCCCCCCCCUUUUUUUUUUAAUGCCAAAUACACUUUCUGACAUUGUAAAGAUUGCCUUACUGUCUGUGAUUCCUUAUUCUUGGCCCCUGUUGUAUAGAGCUGGUCGCAUGCAGGCUUGGUGUGAGACGCCUGGGGAGGAGAGCCGAUAGCUGGUGCGGGGAUGCUGCCCUUGCAUCCCGUGGGCAAGGCGAGCUUAGGGAGCAGGAGGGGUUUCUCUUGGAAACAUCCGUCUCGUGUUGCAAUAGCCCAUCUGCCAGAUGGAGUCUGAAAUUCCGCUGUGUUUCUCAAAGGAAGUUGCCUUCAGAGUAGGAUGUGGAGAGGUGUCUGUCUGAGAGGCGCUGUUGAGUUAGCGAUUUCUGGGUUGGUUUGUUUUUGUUGUGUUUUGUUUUCUUUAAGGCGAAAUUGACUGCAGUUCACGUGAUCGGUUGUAAGAUUACAGAACUGCAUUUGUUCACCGGUUAUACACCCGCUAUAACGCGGCGUUUUGAUAACAGACUUAAUUCUAUUCCUGGUGAAUACACCAGUAGAGCACUGCCGUCUCCGAAGGUCUUCAGCGUCACUUAAUGUGUUUUUUCGUUUGCUUGAACUAUGCUGGGGAGGUGGGGGAGAGACUGAAUUUUUUACUUUAUUUUAAUUUUCAGAUAGUGCAGGUGGACUUUGAGUUUGCUUAUCAGUCACCUCGAGUACUGUUGCUAUUGUUACUAUCGCUUUCAUCGUAUUUCCAAGUAGUGGCAGGUACAGUGUGGUACAAUGACAGCAGUGACUGAGGUUCURCCAGAUCGCCUUUGGGCAUAUCAGUGACAGCCCAAAUGUGGGUGGAGGAAACCUGUUAUUUCCUUAUUACGUGUGCGUGAGACAAACCUAAUACUGUUCUUUGAAAAUGAAAAUAUAAACUGGUUGAAAUGAAAGCAAUUUAGGGCUUCACAUAAUGGCCAUGGCCCUGCCUUUUAAGCUACUUUGGAGCACACUUUUGUAAAGCCACUUCUUUUGAUCCUGCUUCUGCAUCACCAAGCAGACUUCUAAAAUCAAUAAAUCAUUGGUUACUAGAAAUAGUUGAGUCUUACAGUGAUGUUUUUGUGCUGUUUAUAGUUUGUUGGCARUGCUGCAGCUGUACGAGCCCUCAUGUUUAGGUGUUUAUAACAUGGUUAUGAGCAGUUGUUUCUGAGCAAAUGGGUGGCUAGGUUGUCCCCUCCUUUCCCCRGGACAAACUAAUAAACACUUUCACUGUUUGAGGAGGAAAAAUCUGUUCAKCUGACUAUAAUCUGAAGAAUUUUGGAUGCUUUUUAGUCCAUUGUUCUUAUUGUGAUAAUGUUCAGACUGCAAUUGAAUGCAGAGUAGAUCUUUGGAAGUCUUUUUUUU
Molecule: messenger RNA, 2815 nt
Organism: Nothoprocta perdicaria
Lineage: Eukaryota; Metazoa; Chordata; Aves; Tinamiformes; Tinamidae
Gene: IRF2BP2
Product: interferon regulatory factor 2 binding protein 2
Exons: 3
Coding region: 1-1062 (353 amino acids)
Biological process (GO): regulation of transcription by RNA polymerase II
Cellular component (GO): nucleus
Molecular function (GO): transcription corepressor activity
Source: RefSeq, a predicted model, not a curated record